AUGAACCGCGGUAUUCGGUCGCUUACUCACUGGCCUUGGACGAACGACUUCGGGUGGAGGAACGGCAGGCGCGAUCGUCAGCCGUCGAGGGCGGAAGGUGGGGCGAUCGCCGUCACCGGCCAGAACUCUAAUCUUAUGUCGAGGCGCAAAGCCCAGGGACGGCCAAUGCUGCUUGCCUCUCCCCUGCGACGAGCUCCGUUGACCCUGCGCUCCCACUUCAUCUCCUUCCUGCAGUCUCGCCUCCCACCUGCCAGCCCCAACUACGUGCUCCUGACGAUGCCGAAACGCAAACGCACUGCGGCAGCCGUGACGACCGCGGUAGAUGUGCCAGCGGCCCCAGGCGAAGAUGCCAUCGCAGCGGCGACUGCUGCCGUACUAGCUCUGAGCGACCCGGUGGCAGGUUUUCCCGCCUCACCGCGACGUGCGUCCACUCGGACACGCAGAUCAACCGAUGUCAAGCCCGUAGAGCCCGAGAGCCCGCUCAGCGAUCUCGAUGGUGAGCUCCCAGUAACAAAGAAGCGCACACCUCGAAAGAAAGCGAAGCGACACGCAGCAGACGUCGAGAGCCGCUCGCCGGACUCGAGGACGCCGGUCGUGUACGACAUCCCGCCCGUGGAGCGCAAGGAGACGAAGUUCACGGGCCGUCUGGGCUACGCAUGCCUGAACACAAUCUUGCGCGCGACGAAGCCCGAGCCGAUCUUCUGCUCGCGGACGUGCCGCCUCGAGACGAUUAGGAAGAAUGGGAUCGAGUUUGCGAAGGAUCUUGGGCUGAGGAACGCACGGGACCUCAGCGAGAUGAUCGAGUGGAACGAGAAGAACAAGAUCCGUUUCUUCCGGAUCUCGUCGGAGAUGUUCCCGUUCGCGUCACACAAGGUUCACGGGUACGACCUCGAGUAUGCGCGUGAGCAGUUGAAGGCAGCUGGAGACCUCGCGAGACGAUAUGGUCACAGGUUGACGACGCACCCGGGACAGUUCACCCAAUUAGCGUCUCCGAAGGACGACGUGGUCACUGCGAGUGUGCGCGAGCUCGAAUAUCACUGCCAGAUGAUGCGCUACAUGGAGCUCGACCAAGACAGCGUGAUCAUCAUACACAUGGGGGGCGUGUACGGUGACAAGGAGACGACGCUCGCACGCUUCAAGGAGAACUACCGCACGCGGCUGACGGACGAGAUGCGGGCGCGGCUCGUGCUUGAGAACGAUGAGAUAUGUUACAGCCCAGACGAUCUCUUGCCCGUGUGCGAUGAGCUCAGGAUCCCGAUGGUACUCGACUAUCAUCACAAUUGGAUUAACCCAUCCAAACACGAGCUACCGGACCUCCUCCCGCUCGUCGCGGCGGGCUGGGCGCGCAAGGGCAUCCGGCAGAAGCAGCACCUGAGCGAGCCGCGCCCAGGCGCAGAGAGCGUCAUGGAGAAGCGCGCACAUGCGGACCGGUGCGUGACGCUGCCAGAGGUGCUCGAGGGCGGGGAGGUGGACCUGAUGAUCGAGGCUAAGGACAAGGAGCAGGCAGUGUUCCACUUGUUCAGGAUUUAUGGGCUUGAGCCUGUGGCUCACGAUAAUCUGCGCCCGGAGAAGCCGCCGAAGCCGUUCGUGCGGGGGAAGGGCCGGGCACUUGCGGGUGACGGGGACGCGGACGGCGAAGGCGCGGCUGGGGAGGACGCGGCGGAGGCUGUGGAUGGGACACCGAGGAGGCGGACGAGGGCGAGGGCGGAACGGAAGGAUGCCGUUGGGGAUGGAGGUGCGGGAGGCGAUGUUGACGGAGAGACGGAACUUGAGGCACCGUCGAAGCCAAAGCAGAAGAGACGCCGCACUGCGACCACCGUCGUUGCGGGCGACGUGCCCUCGCCCUCCGCAUUCCCGAGGAAGCGCAAGCGCGUGUCCGUCGCGCGAGGAAAGAAGUCGGUGGUCAAUGCUGAGGGAGAGGUGGAACGCGCGGAGGAGCUGGUGAAUCAGAGGAUGAUCCAGAGCCUGUGGACGGGCGAGGGCUGGUGA
Messenger RNA from Fomitopsis serialis, 1989 nucleotides. Its product is annotated as UV-endonuclease UvdE-domain-containing protein. Gene Ontology annotation, cellular component: mitochondrion; nucleus. NCBI's taxonomy places the organism in Eukaryota, Fungi, Basidiomycota, Agaricomycetes, Polyporales, Fomitopsidaceae. Gene Ontology annotation, molecular function: endonuclease activity. The record is from RefSeq and is a predicted model, not a curated record. The transcript has 10 exons. Gene Ontology annotation, biological process: mitochondrial DNA repair; response to UV; nucleotide-excision repair. Bases 1 to 1989 code for a protein of 662 amino acids.